Vigna radiata var. radiata (mung bean) is the source of this 2011-nucleotide messenger RNA. RefSeq names its product cytochrome P450 CYP736A12. The record is from RefSeq and is a predicted model, not a curated record. The transcript is spliced from 3 exons. Lineage: Eukaryota; Viridiplantae; Streptophyta; Magnoliopsida; Fabales; Fabaceae. Gene Ontology annotation, molecular function: heme binding; iron ion binding; monooxygenase activity. The coding region runs from base 291 to 1826 and encodes 511 amino acids.
ACCGGAAGGCCUGAACCAGCUAUUUGCCACGAACCUAUAUAAACAAAAUUCCAAAAUCAUUUCACAUUCAUGUAUCUUCAUUCAAUGCCAACGGCAUACAAACACGUUUUCCUGCUUUAAUUAUUUCAUUUUCUACCGUUUCUGUCUGUCUUCUGCACUCUCUGCUGAGGUUCCCAACACUGCUAAUUUCUCUUCGUUGGAUCCACACAAUCACACACUAAGUCACCCGUGUUUCUUUUGUAGCUGGAAUACUCCACACAUUCUCCAUUUUUAAUCAAGAAAAAUCAGAAAUGUUUCCUGAAACACUAGCUAUUCCUGCAAUACUCCUUGUGGUAUUCAUAUUUGUUGUAUCAGUUGCUGUGUUGAAAGCAAAACAAGGCCAAGAUAAUGGAAAACAUCCACCUGGUCCCAAGCCCCUGCCAGUUAUUGGUCAUCUCCACAUGCUAGGGAAAUUACCACACCGCACCCUUCAAUCCCUUGCAGCAAAAUAUGGACCUAUAAUGUCCUUAAAGCUAGGACAGGUUCCAACCAUUGUGAUAUCUUCACCAGAAACAGCUGAACUAUUCCUCAAGACUCAUGACAUUACUUUUGCUUCCAGGCCUAAAAGCAUCUCAUCCCAUUAUAUUUCCUAUGGUGGUAAAGGCUUAGUUUUUUCUGAGUAUGGUCCCUACUGGCGCAACAUGAGGAAACUCUGCACAGUACAACUUCUGAUUGCAUCAAAAGUUGAGAUGUAUUCUCCUUUGAGAAGUGAGCUGUUGACAGAGUUUGUCUGCUUUCUGCAGAAGACAGCAUCAUCACAUGAGGUUACGGAUGUCAGUGAUACUGUAGGGGAUCUCAUUGAGAAUCUCACCUUUAAAAUGAUCUUUGGUCGCAGUAAGGACGAUAGAUUCGAUGUAAAGAACCUUGUUCGAGAGGUACUGAACUUGGCAGGAACUUUCAAUGUUGCAGAUUACUUGCCUUGGCUACGCAUGUUCGACCUUCAGGGACUAGUAAAACGAUUAAAGAAAGCGAGUAAAUCAUUUGACGUAGUCAUGGAGCAGAUUAUCAAAGACCACGAACAGUAUUCUGAUAAAGAACAAAAGGGCCAAAAGGAUUUUGUGGACAUAUUACUUGCACUUCUGCAUCAACCCCUGGAUCCUCAGGAUGAACAUGGUCCGGUGAUUGAAAGAACACAUAUCAAGGCUAUUGUGAUGACUAUGAUUAUUGCAGGAGUUGACACAUCUGCCACAACGGUUGAGUGGGCCAUGUCAGAACUCUUAAAGCAUCCAAGGGUGAUGAAGAAACUUCAAGAUGAGUUGGAAAGUGUGGUGGGGAUAAGUAGAAAGGUGGAGGAAACUGAUAUGGAAAAGUUGACUUAUUUGGACUUAGUUGUGAAGGAGACACUAAGGUUGUACCCUGUUGCACCUUUGCUGGUACCUCGUGAGUGUAGAGAAGAUGUUACUAUAAAUGGUUACUGCAUAAAGAAAAAGUCAAGGGUGAUAGUGAAUGCAUGGGCUUUGGGGAGAGAUUCUAAAGUUUGGUCAGAUAAUGCUGAGGAGUUUUGUCCUGAAAGAUUUUCCAAUAGCAAUGUGGACAUAAAAGGAUUUGACUUUAGACUCAUACCAUUUGGUUCAGGUCGCAGAGGGUGCCCUGGGAUUCAUUUGGGUCUCACCACUGCUAAGAUUGUUCUGGCUCAAUUGGUUCAUUGCUUCAAUUGGGAGCUUCCUUUGGGCAUGUCCCCUGAUCAAUUGGACAUGACUGAGAAAUUUGGUCUUACAAUGCCAAGAAGUAAGCAUUUGCUAGCUGUGCCAACUUAUCGCCUAGCAGAUGAAAUUGGAAAGCAAUAAAUUAUGCAGAUCAGGCUAAUUGCUAAAUAUAGUUUUCUCAUAGUUCUGUCUAUUUCUUUUUUUUUUAACACAGUUUUACAAUAUUCCUGCACCAGUCUGUAUACUCACUGGGUCAAACGACUGUGUUUGAAAGAUUCAUAGCAUGGUUCAAUAAAAAACAGAAGACAAGUAUCUUCUUAAUAUUA